CCCUUUCCGGCCGCGCGCGCCGCCUGGCUGGAGCUCGGAGCCGCCGCCGCCCCGUGAGGAGCCGCCGCCGCCGCCAUCAUGCCGGUGUACUUCCAGCGGCCCGAGAACGCCCUGAAGCGGGCGAACGAAUUUCUUGAGGUUGGGAAAAAGCAGCCUGCCCUUGAUGUUCUCUAUGAUGUUAUGAAAAGUAAGAAACACCGAACAUGGCAGAAAAUCCACGAGCCAAUUAUGCUGAAGUACCUGGAACUCUGCGUGGAUCUCCGCAAGAGUCACCUGGCAAAAGAAGGAUUGUACCAGUACAAGAAUAUUUGCCAGCAGGUUAACAUCAAAUCUUUGGAGGAUGUUGUUCGAGCCUAUUUAAAAUUAGCUGAAGAAAAAACAGAAGCAGCUAAGGAAGAAUCCCAGCAGAUGGUACUGGACAUAGAAGACUUGGAUAACAUUCAGACUCCAGAAAGUGUUCUUUUGAGUGCUGUAAGUGGAGAAGACACUCAGGAUCGUACUGACCGCCUGCUUUUGACACCCUGGGUUAAAUUUCUAUGGGAAUCCUAUAGACAGUGUUUGGAUCUUCUCCGAAAUAAUUCUCGAGUAGAACGCCUGUACCAUGACAUUGCACAGCAAGCUUUCAAGUUCUGCCUGCAGUACACGCGGAAAGCGGAGUUCCGCAAGCUCUGCGAUAACCUGCGGAUGCACCUGGGGCAGAUCCAGCGGCACCACAACCAAAGCACAGCCAUCAACCUCAACAAUCCUGACAGCCAGUCCAUGCACCUGGAGACCAGGCUGGUGCAGCUGGACAGUGCUAUCAGCAUGGAGCUGUGGCAGGAAGCUUUCAAAGCAGUGGAAGAUAUUCAUGGACUGUUUGCACUGUCUAAGAAACCACCCAAACCACAGCUGAUGGCAAAUUACUAUCACAAAGUUUCAACUGUCUUCUGGAAAUCAGGAAAUGCUCUUUUUCAUGCAUCCACCCUUCACCGUCUUUAUCACUUAUCAAGAGAAAUGCGAAAGAAUCUCACACAAGAGGAGAUGCAGAGGAUGUCCACUCGAGUCCUUUUGGCCACCCUGUCCAUUCCCAUAACUCCAGAGAGAACUGACAUUGCUCGUCUCCUGGAUAUGGAUGGAAUCAUCGUGGAGAAACAGCGGCGCCUGGCCACGCUGCUGGGGCUGCAGGCCCCCCCUACCCGGGCCAGCCUCAUCAAUGACAUGGUCAGGUUCAACGUAGUGCAAUAUGUUGUCCCAGAAGUGAAAGAACUUUACAAUUGGCUUGAAGUAGACUUUCACCCGCUCAAGUUGAGUGCCCGUGUCAGCAAGGUUCUGAACUGGGUGAAGGACCAAGCUGAAAAGGAACCUGAAUUGCAGCUGUACAUUCCUCACCUGCAAAACAACACCAUCCUUCGCCUUCUGCAGCAGGUGGCCCAGAUUUAUCAAAGCAUUGAGUUUGCUCGUCUGUGUACCUUGGUUCCUUUUGUGGAUGCUUUCCAGCUGGAGCGCUGUAUUGUGGAUGCAGCCAGGCAUUGUGACUUACAAGUUCGCCUUGAUCACACGACCCGGACACUGAGUUUUGGUUCAGAUUUGAAUUACUGUACUAGAGAGGAUGCUCCACUGGGCCCUCAGCUGCAGAGCAUGCCUUCUGAGCAGAUCAGAAACCAGCUGACUGCCAUGUCCUCAGCUCUGGCUAAGGCUCUUGCAGUCAUUAAGCCUCCUCACUUAAUGCAAGAGAAGGAAGAACAACAUCAGCUGGCAGUCACUGCCUUCCUGAAAAAUUCCAGGAAGGAGCAUCAGCGUAUCCUUGCACGCCGUCAAACCAUAGAGGAGAGAAAGGAGCGCCUGGAAAGUCUGAACAUCCAGCGUGAAAAGGAAGAGCUGGAGCAACGGGAAGCAGAACUGCAAAAAGUCCGGAAAGCUGAGGAAGAGAGGCUGCGCCAGGAGGCAAAGGAGAGGGAGAAGGAGCGCAUCCUGCAGGAGCAUGAGCAGAUCAAAAAGAAAACUGUUCGGGAGCGCUUGGAGCAGAUUAAGAAGACUGAACUGGGAGCCAAAGCAUUUAAAGAUAUUGAUAUUGAGGAUCUUGAGGAAUUGGAUCCUGACUUUAUUAUGGCUAAACAAGUGGAACAGCUGGAAAAAGAAAAGAAGGAACUGCAGGAACGACUGAAGAAUCAGGAGAAAAAGAUUGACUAUUUUGAAAGAGCAAAACGCUUGGAAGAAAUUCCUCUGAUAAAGACUGCCUAUGAGGAGCAAAGAGUGCAUGAUAUGGAGCUAUGGGAGCAACAGGAAGAAGAAAGGAUCACCACCCUGCAGCUGGAGCGUGAGAAAGCCCUUGAGCACAAGAGCAGACUCUCCAGGAUGUUGGAGGAUAGAGAUUUAUUUGAAGCCAGGCUCAAAGCAUCACGGCGAACAGUUUAUGAGGAUAAACUCAAGCAGUUCCAGGAGCGGUUGGCAGAGGAGAGGCGGAACCGUCUGGAGGAGCGCAAGAAGCAGCGCAAAGAGGAGAGACGCAUCACUUACUACAGGGAGAAGGAGGAAGAGGAGCAAAGGCUACGGGAGGAGCAGCUGCUCAAAGAGCGUGAGGAGAAAGAGCGCAUCGAGCGCGAGAAACGCGAGCAGGAGCAGCGAGAGUACCAGGAGCGAGUCAAGAAACUGGAGGAGCUGGAGAAGAAAAAACGUCAAAGAGAAAUGGAGAUAGAGGAAAGAGAGCGCCGUCGAGAAGAAGAAAGGAGAGGUCUGGAUGACCCAUUUUCAAGGAAGGAAUCUCGUUGGGGUGACAGGGAGUCUGAAAGCUCCUGGAGAAGAGGUGGUGAGCCGGAAUCUGAGUGGCGUCGAGCACCAGUGGAGAGAGACUGGCGUCGAGGAGAUCCCAGAGAUGAUGAAAGACCUUUCCGACGAGGGGACGAUCUGCCUCGGCGAGGGGAUGAUCUGCCCCGGCGUGGUCCUGCAGAUGAAAAGGAGCGUCCUCUGGAAUCAGCAGAGGACAGGCCACCUCGACGGGAAGGGGAUGAGGACAGGCCUCCAAGGCGAGAAGGGGAAGAGGACAGGCCCCCCAGACGUGGAUUGGAUGAGGACAGGCCGCCCCGGCGUGGUUUGGAUGAUGACAGAGGGAGCUGGCGAGCUGCAGAUGACGACAGGCCUCCCAGACGUGCCCUGGAUGACGACAGGCCCCCCAGACGUGCCCUGGAUGACGACAGGCCUCCCAGACGUGCCCUGGAUGACGACAGGCCCCCCAGACGUGCCCUGGAUGACGACAGGCCUCCCAGACGUGCCCUGGAUGACGACAGGCCUCCCAGACGUGCCCUGGAUGACGACAGACCACCCAGACGUGCCCUGGAUGAUGACAGGCCCCCCCGGCGCGGCUUGGACGAUGACAGAGGCAGCUGGCGCGCGGCAGAUGACGACAGAGGGCCCCGGCGUGGGCUGGAUGAUGACCGGCCACCCCGCCGGGUUCUGGAUGAGGACAGGCCCCCCAGGCGUGGGCUGGAUGACGACAGGGGCAGCUGGCGGGCUGCAGAUGACGACAGGGGGCCUCGGCGCGGGCUGGAUGAUGACAGAGGGCCUCGGCGUGGGCUGGAUGACGACAGGAUGGCCCGGCGGGAUGACGACAGGGGACCCUGGCGGAAUGCGGACGAUGACAGGCUCUCCAGAAGAGAUGAUGACAGAGGCCCGUGGCGUGGGGGUGAAGACUCAAGGCCAGGUCCUUGGAGACCCUUUGGUAAACCAGGGGGGUGGAGAGAACGAGAGAAGGCUCGUGAGGACAGCUGGGGCCCUCCCCGAGACUCCAGACCUUCAGGAGACCGUGAAUGGGAUCGAGACAAAGAUCGGGAUGAAAAUGAGAAGGAGCGGGAAUUUGACAGGGAGAGAGAUUUUGAUCGAGAUGAUCGUUUCAGGCGUCCCAGGGAUGACGGCGGUUGGAGGAGAGGGCCAGCUGAGGAAACUUCCAGCUGGAGGGAUUCAAGUCGUCGUGAGGAGUGGGACAGAGGUGGUCGUGACAUGAGAGACCGACGUGGCGAUGACAGGGAGCCGCCCCUCAGGAGAGGGCCACCCCUCCGAUCCGAGCGGGAAGAGCCGAGCUCGUGGCGACGCGCUGACGACAGGAGGGAAGAGCGCGGGGAGGAACGGGAACCGGUGCGGCGGUCAGCCCCUGCUCCUGCUGCUCCUCCAGCUUCUGCUCCCCCAGCAGCAUCCAAAGAGCGGGAAAGGGAUGGGGAGAAGGAGAAAGGAUCCUGGAAAACAGAGAAGGAGCGUGAGCCCGUACGCCGCACUAAAAACGAGACAGAUGAGGAAGGGUGGACCACUGUACGACGUUAAGUGGGAAUCGCAGAGUUUAACCAAUGUUUUAGCUUUGAUUUGAUCGAAUCCACAGAUUAUAUUUGUGCUUAUAAACAUUCUGAAUUGGAAUUCUUUAACCAAUGUUUUGAGGUAACAUGAAAGCAUGAAUUACUUACUCAUAUAGAUUGAUCAUGCACAAAACUCACAGCAGAAGGUUGGAAAUUGAAUGCCAGUUUCUGAAAUUUCAAAUGAUGCUUAUUUCAUGGGUCAUUUGUUGCUAAAAUAAAAAGAAGCAAGCGCAACAGCUGUCUUCAGUACAGCUUCUCUCUUGCACCAAAACAGGCUGCCCUUUUUAUUUUUAGUCUUUCUUAGUUUGGAAUGGGGUAUUAUUGUCACAGGACAUGAAUUUGAAAACGCCUCUGUUCACACAGUGGAAUUAUUGAAAAAGCAGAGCUAAAAGAAUUUGCAUAAUUAGCCAAAAAAAUAGAAAAGCCCUCUUUUACAUAGGUAUCUUGGAGGGCAAGUGGUUUCUGAGAUACUUUAUCACUAUCUAAAUUCAGUAAGUUAUUUAAAUUUGAAUUGAAUACAAUAAACAUUGUGAAUUAGCUACACUGGGAUAUUUUCUGUAGAUUUACUUGAAUCCAUAAUGCCUCUGAGGCCACUUUGCAGUCAUUGUUCCAGUAAUGUACACACUGCUGCAGUGUUCAAAUCAAACUUGCAGCUUUUACAAUUUCAGUGUUUUGGUAAGCAUAUGGCUAUGUACUUUCUGUUGCCAAUAUCAUAACUGCUUUUUCCAUUACUGGAUAAUUCAUGCCUUUCAAGGAUUUAUAAAUAUUGUCAUAUUUAAAAUGUGUGGUUUUGGAGAAAUUGUUCUAUUUCCCCCUCCAAUUCUUUGUCUUCAGGGUCAAUUCUUUCCCUUUCCAAAAAAGUGAUCUGUAGUAAUGGCUGUGUUGACUUCAAAGCUGGGGUGCAGUAACAACGAGGAAUAAUCUGGUCACACUGAAGCCAACACAGAACUUGCUGCUGUGUGUUUCUUCAAUGAUAAAUAAACAACUUAAGGAAUUA
Molecule: messenger RNA, 5316 nt
Organism: Corvus hawaiiensis (hawaiian crow)
Lineage: Eukaryota; Metazoa; Chordata; Aves; Passeriformes; Corvidae
Gene: EIF3A
Product: eukaryotic translation initiation factor 3 subunit A
Exons: 22
Coding region: 79-4290 (1403 amino acids)
Biological process (GO): translation reinitiation; formation of cytoplasmic translation initiation complex
Cellular component (GO): multi-eIF complex; eukaryotic translation initiation factor 3 complex, eIF3e; eukaryotic translation initiation factor 3 complex, eIF3m
Molecular function (GO): translation initiation factor activity; mRNA binding
Source: RefSeq, a predicted model, not a curated record